Aegilops tauschii subsp. strangulata is the source of this 567-nucleotide messenger RNA. The record is from RefSeq and is a predicted model, not a curated record. Lineage: Eukaryota; Viridiplantae; Streptophyta; Magnoliopsida; Poales; Poaceae.
AUGGGCGUGAUGAACCGGCUUGGUGAAGAACUGGUGGAUGUGGAUGCGCGCCUCAUGGCCGAGGGUCUUCGGUUGGCGGAGGAGCGGCAUAAGCUAAUGGUGGCUAUCAACCUUGGGCGCCACCAGCGCGAGCUUGAUAAUGCGAAGGCCAAGGUUUCUCUCGCAGCCUCAGCCGCCCUUGCGUCGUUGAGGGGGACGCCUGCCGAAGAGGAAGAGAUCCGGAAGCGCGAGGAGGCGUUGGCCCUGGAAGCUGUGGAGCGUAGCCUUGAGCUCGAGCGACUGGAGACGAGGGAACGUCAGGUUGCCCUAGCAGAGGACGCCGUUGGCGCGCGCGAGGCCAGGGCCCAGGAGGAGGUCGAUUGCCGGGUGGCCGAGGCUCGCGCGGAUCUUGAGGGCAGGUACAACCUGAAGUUGGAGUUCAUAGCGGCCGAGGCCGCGGGCAGGACUGCUGCCCUCAAGUCUAGGAUGACUGAGGCCGAACGGCGCGAGGAGGCCACCGCAGACGCCCUGGCCUCGGCGCAGGCUGAGCUGGCCUCUGCCCGUGCCGAGCUGCUUCCUCUCCAGUAG